Messenger RNA from Parnassius mnemosyne (clouded apollo), 1140 nucleotides. The record is from the annotation of a GenBank genome assembly. NCBI's taxonomy places the organism in Eukaryota, Metazoa, Arthropoda, Insecta, Lepidoptera, Papilionidae.
AUGGAAAACGCCAGCACGAAAAAUGUAUCUUUAAAACGUUUCAAAAAAUUACCCGUAUACGUAGUGGAAGAGCAUAACGACGCAUUACAAUUUAUUUAUGCCGCAAUUGGCGGGAAAAAGUUGCCAGUAGAGGGAAUCACGCUGUUACAUCUAGACGCUCAUCCAGAUAUGCUUAUAGAUCGUAAAUUGAAAGGUGAAGAAGCAAGAGCCGGAAAAAGCUUACUGCCCCUGUUACAAAUUGAAAAUUGGAUAGUACCAGCGGCGGCGGCAGGUCAUAUCGAGCGUGUCGUGUGGCUGAGGCCGCCCUGGGCGAAACAAUUUGCGGACGGAACUCGUAUCGUACAAGUCGGAGACCACCCUGCAUCGGGGUUACUUCGAGUAGAUUGUAAAGAGUCUUAUUAUCUCUCGGAUGCGCUAUUCUCGUCCGAACUCAAAAACGCUAGAAAAUUUACAUUUACAGUCAUGGAGCUAUCUAACGCAAUUUCAAAAGAAAAUAAUUUAGUAAAUUUUACUAAAGGUCUUAAUGUACGUCACCCUUAUGUACUUGAUAUUGAUUUAGAUUUCUUCAGCACAGGAAAUCCAUUUCUAAGUUUGUAUGAAAAUAUCAAACUGUACGAUCGCUUGGAGCCAAUAUUUGGUUUUCAACUCCCGGACGAUAACGAUGUGGAGACAGUGAAGAAAGUUGUCGAGUUACGGGAGCGCCAAUUGCAAGAACUUGAGAAUUUAUUUCAGUAUUUGGAAAAACACAACAGUUUUCGAAACUAUGAAGGAGAAAAAUCCGAUUUAUUUAAGAUGGUAUCCGACUUAGCGGAUGUUGUAUCAGCGGAAGCGGAACGGCUUGGAGAGAAACCUGACUGGUGGGCGGUAUUUGCCGCUGGGUGCACAAGAGAUCAAGGUGGCUUGCCUUAUCAUAUAAGCUCGGAUGAGGAAAUACGAACGACUAUUACGAAUACUUUAAAACAUUUUUUAAGCCUCUUGCCUGCACCAGUAUUAAUAACAGUGGCUCGAUCCACGGAAGACGGUUAUUGUCCUCCAACUCAAGUAAACCACAUUCAAGCGCUGGUAUUAGAGGUUUUAAAAGAUGUCUAUGAUACUGACGAACCAUAUUUGUAUUAUUUAAAUGUAAAUAUUCCCAAUUAA